GGUGUGUGUCACAGGUUAUGUUCAUUUGAGAGCUGUCCAUUGGGGAUUGCCUGGUGUCACUGAGAGUCUAUUGGUGCUUGCGUUUGCUGCUUGCCUUCUUGCCAUGUCUAACGAAGUAGAAACAAGUGCAACUAAUGGUCAGCCUGACCAACAGGCUGCCCCAAAAGCUCCAUCGAAGAAGGAAAAGAAGAAAGGUUCUGAAAAGACAGAUGAGUAUCUUCUGGCCAGGUUCAAAGGUGAUGGUGUAAAAUACAAGGCCAAGCUAAUUGGUAUUGAUGAUGUUCCAGAUGCAAGGGGAGAUAAAAUGAGCCAAGACUCUAUGAUGAAACUCAAGGGAAUGGCGGCAGCUGGUCGGUCUCAGGGACAACACAAGCAAAGGAUUUGGGUCAACAUUUCUCUUUCUGGGAUAAAAAUAAUUGAUGAGAAAACUGGGGUAAUAGAGCAUGAACAUCCAGUAAAUAAGAUAUCUUUCAUUGCCCGGGAUGUGACGGACAACCGGGCAUUUGGUUAUGUGUGUGGAGGAGAAGGACAGCACCAGUUUUUUGCAAUAAAAACAGGGCAACAGGCUGAGCCAUUAGUUGUUGAUCUGAAAGACCUUUUCCAAGUUAUCUAUAAUGUAAAGAAGAAGGAAGAAGAAAAGAAAAAGGCUGAAGAAGCCAACAAAGCAUUGGAGAAUGGAAGCGAGUCCCUAAUGGCUGUUGAUGAUCAAACCACCAAACUAAAAUUGGGUGUUGACCAGAUGGAUUUGUUUGGGGACAUGUCUACACCUCCUGACCUAAAUAGUCCAACAGAAAGCAAAGAUAUCCUGUUAGUGGAUCUAAACUCUGAAAUCGUCACCAAUCAGAAUUCUUUAAAAGAAAAUCCAUUCUUAACAAACGGCAUCACCUCCUGCUCUCUUCCUCGACCAAAGCCUCAGGCAGCCUUCUUGCCUGAAAAUGCCUUUUCUGCCAAUCUCAACUUCUUUCCCACCCCUAAUCCUGAUCCUUUCCGUGACGAUCCUUUUGCACAACCAGACCAAUCGACACCCUCUUCGUUUGAUUCUCUCAAAUCUCCAGAGCAGAAGAAAGAGAAUUUGAGUAGCUUGUCUACUCCCCUGAGUAAUGGGCCCCUGAAUGGUGAUGUUGAUUACUUUGGUCAACAAUUUGACCAAAUCUCUAACCGGACUGGCAAACAGGAAUCUCAGGCUGGCCCGUGGCAAAGCCAGCCAGCCGUGAGAACUCAAAAUGGGGUAUCUGAAAGAGAACAGAACGGCUUCCAUACCAAAUCUUCCCCCAACCCUUUUGUGGGAAGCCCUCUCAAAGGACUAUCCGUAUCGAAUGGCGUGAAGCAGGACUUGGAAAACCCUGUCCAGUCCUCUCCACAUGACUCCAUAGCCAUUAUCCCACCUCCACAAAGUACCAAACCAGGAAGAGGCAGAAGGACUGCUAAGUCUCCAGCAAAUGACUUGCUUGCAUCAGACAUCUUUGCUCCUCCUGCCUCAGAACCUCCAGGCCAGAUGCCACCUACAGGACAACCUGCAACCCCACAGACCAACCCUCUGGAUCUGUUCAAAACAAGUGUUCCUGCCCCAGUGGGGCCCCUUGCAAGUCUAGCUGGUGUGCCAGUUACACCCCCUCAAGCCGGACCUUGGAAUACACCUGUGGUCUUCAAUCAGCCCACUACAACGGUCCCUGGAGCUAUGCUGGGGGCUCAACCAUCAGGUUUUGGUCAGCCAGUCGUUUUUGGUACAAAUCAAGCUAUUCAAGGCUGGAGUCAGCCUUCGUCUUUUGUAGCCUCCACUCCUCCAGCCCCUGUCAUUUGGGGUUCUUCUGCAUCUGUGGCACCCAACGCCUGGUCAUCAACAAGCCCUUUGGGGAAUCCUUUUCAGAGCAAUAUUUUCCCCCCUACUUCCAUGUCCACUCAGCCGUCUUCUAUGCUGUCCUCUCUGGCCACUCCUCCUCAGCCACCUCCCAGAACUGGUCCUCCAAAAGAUAUCCCCAGCGAUGCCUUCACUGCCUUAGACCCGCUUGCAGAUACAGAAGUCAAAGAAGUCAAAGAAAUGUUUAAGGACUUCCAGCUGCGGCAACCACCCAUUGUACCUGCAAGGAAAGGAGAGCAACCUGCCACUGGGACUUCCAGCGCCUUCUCCAGUUACUUCAACAGUAAAGUUGGCAUCCCUCAGGAGAAUGCAGACCAUGAUGAUUUUGAUGCCAAUCAACUGUUGAGCAAGAUCAAUGAACCACCAAAGCCAACUCCCAGACAAAGUGCCCUGCCAGUUACCAAAUCUGCUGAGAACGCUUUCGAAAACCCUUUCUCUAAAGGCCACUUCAGCCCAGCCCAGCCCUCUAUGGUUUCCCCUCAGCCUGCAUCUUCUGAUGUGUGUAGGGAUCGGUUCGGAAAUCCUUUUGCCUUCUGAACUUGGAAUGUCGAUUAGCCAGAGGAACACGAAAGUUGGCUUUAGGAGCCAAGGACAAAGCUAAUAGCCAGACCUGUCCUGACCUCUCUGUCCUUGGUCCAACUUUGACAUAUUAUCCAUUGCCUUAUUUCUUGUUGCUUUUUCCACUCUUAAAAUGCCUUUCACUUUCUGUGUAAGCUAAAGCAAAAUUGAAUCUAUGGCUUUACCUAAAAUAAAUUCAUACAUUCUCUAGCUUAAAUGUAAAUGAAGUAGCUUUCCUAGAGAACCUUUGCCUGUUACGUUCCUAGAACCUUCUAGAACACUCUGCCUUUGACCUCUGGUUGGGAGAUGCAGUGACCACAACCCAUCCUACUGUUCGAUCUUGAAUAAAUGUCCAAAUCCUUCCAAGUCAAAAUCAUUUUACAGCAAAACCUAAAGAUUCUAAUGCAGCAAGGUGCCAUCUUUAAACACAACUUCUUUCAGUCUCUUACAGAGAAAUUUUUUAAAUAAAAACAGAGGCAAGUCCAGCUUCUCCUCAGACCC
Perognathus longimembris pacificus (Pacific pocket mouse) is the source of this 2917-nucleotide messenger RNA. It is a transcript of the gene Dab2, whose product is annotated as DAB adaptor protein 2. Gene Ontology annotation, cellular component: plasma membrane. The record is from RefSeq and is a predicted model, not a curated record. Gene Ontology annotation, biological process: receptor-mediated endocytosis; positive regulation of endocytosis; negative regulation of canonical Wnt signaling pathway. NCBI's taxonomy places the organism in Eukaryota, Metazoa, Chordata, Mammalia, Rodentia, Heteromyidae. Bases 104 to 2395 code for a protein of 763 amino acids. The transcript is spliced from 14 exons.